AUGGUGUUGGAGAUGGAGAUCAAGGAUUUAAUAGUAUUCAAUGAUUUCGAUCUGCUCGUGCAUCAAACGCUCAAAGAAUGGAUAACUCCAGAUUCAAAGAUUUUGCCAUAUCAUUGCAAUUUACUGGAUUUGACAAAUAAAUUCAGAAGUUUGGAGUUCAGGUAUAUUUCACGUGCUCGAAAUAUUUUUGUUGGUGUUUUGGCCACUUUAUCUUCAAUGAUUCAACAUCCAGAUGAGUUGUACAGUGAUAUUAAGAAAUUUCUCAAAACUGGGUCCUAUCCUCCAGGUGCUGAUACGACUGCUAAAAAUUUCUUGCGCAAAUUAUCAUCCAAGUUUUUCUUAAAUGCAGAGAUGGUAUACAAAAGAACAUCAGACUUGGGCCUUCUAAGAUGCGUUGAUGAAGAUGAAGCAGAUUAUUUGAUGAAAGAAGUGCACAGUGGUAUUUUGUCAGAAAGUGCAUUAAAUGUCAAUUGCAUGGAGAUGUUAUGCACACUCCUCCCACAGAACUACAUAGUAUGA
Molecule: messenger RNA, 519 nt
Organism: Coffea arabica (coffee)
Lineage: Eukaryota; Viridiplantae; Streptophyta; Magnoliopsida; Gentianales; Rubiaceae
Molecular function (GO): nucleic acid binding
Source: RefSeq, a predicted model, not a curated record